AUGGGCGUCCACUCAUGGGUUGUGGGCGUGAAACCUCCACGCUGCAAGCGCUUAUACCCUAAAUCUCAGUUGCAUAUUCAGGUUUGGAUACAAUAUACUUUCCAUACUAAUAGCAGAAUACAAACACCACCACAAGAACAUUUUAUUUACUGGAAAGCACAGAAUACCGAGAACUAUAAGCCACUCACAUCAUUAGCAUCAAUAACCACAAAUACAACACAGUAUGUCUUGAGUGACGAAUGCCAGGAGCUGCCGAGAGGUAUAGGUCGGCUUCCUCUUGAGGGCUCGCGCAAGCAACUUUUCAAUGCAUCACUUUACGACUAUUCUUUUCCUACUCAAAACAAGAUCAAAACAAGAAGCGCAGAUGUUGUUUACAUUGACGUAGGACACGGAAGAGGAAACUGCUUGAAUAAGGUUUGCUGGUACACAGUGCUGAGAAUCACUUAUGUAGGACAGCAAGAAACAAUGGAAAGUGGGCGUCGCAAAGCACAUCCCAGCGGAGGCAAAGGUUUAAGUGAGGAGUGUGGAGUUAGUGUUGGAGACCGUGUCGUGUGGCUAACUGAGGAGUAUCCUGAGCUGGGUUGGGUGCGCUGGACAGGGAAACAACCAGGCUUAGAUGGCAGCCCGGGUUGGAUGGUUGGAGUGGAGUUUGACCAUCCAGUAGGUAACGACAACCACAGAGUCAAUGGCCGUCAGCUCUUUGAUGCCAAAAUGAACCAUGCAUCUUUAUUGCCUGUCACAAGUCUAAUGAAGGCUGAAGAUUUUCUAGGUUCUGAAGCCCUUAACGUGGAACACCACAGUGGACGUAACUCUAGUGGGAAAAGACCUGCCCACCUCACUUCAAAGGGAGAUAAUCAGUUGGGAAGUGACAUCUCCAGCAUGACGCCAUUCCACCUCCUGGCCUACGAGCAACUCUCUGCAUCUGGCCAGCGCAAUUCAGACCCUCCACCUCCUUACUCUGAGAAAGAAGAUUGGGAAAUCCUGCCACACAUGACAUAUUCUGUGCAGAAAAAUAUGUUAUCCAGCAAUAAGGAAACCCUCCAUGACCACAAAUCACGCCAGAGGGACAAGGGAAAGAUCCUGAACCGAAACCUAGACAAGAAAAACAACAAGUGGAAGUCUCCUGGCACAGGCACAAGGUCCACUAAUGUCAAUGCCGAUGUGGACCAGAAUUCUCCGAUUGGGGGCUUCGGCGAUAACGACUUCCCUGUCAACCCCCUCUACCAUUUGUCACUUCAUGGAAUCUCACUGGCUAUGUUAGCCCAGCAAAAUAAGUGCUACCUUACCUGCCUUCUGGGAACUUGUCUCUUUACUCCAUAUACAGUUCAAAUUUCAAAAUCAAAAGAGCACACUACAUUUAAAAGGAUCCAAAAAGCAGAAGACCUAAUGGCAACUUUCAAAACUUUGAAUAAGAUACAGCUGAAGGACAUCCACGCCUGA
Penaeus monodon (black tiger shrimp) is the source of this 1440-nucleotide messenger RNA. RefSeq lists its product as uncharacterized. Lineage: Eukaryota; Metazoa; Arthropoda; Malacostraca; Decapoda; Penaeidae. The transcript has 14 exons. The record is from RefSeq and is a predicted model, not a curated record. The coding region runs from base 1 to 1440 and encodes 479 amino acids.